AGUAGCUGAAUCAUAUGUCAUUAAGAUACAUAUAGAGAGAGACAAGCCAGCAAGAACAUUUAGUUCACACACACACACCUUCAAAGAAUCAUCUAGUAACAAAAAAAGAGUGAUAAGAAAAAUGACCAGAAUGAGCAAUACAGUGUUAGGGUUCUUAAACAUCCUAACACUAAUUUCCUCCAUAGUUCUAUUAGGAUCAGCUCUAUGGAUGGGUAGGAGCAAGACAACAUGCGAGCAUUUUCUUCAGAAGCCACUUUUGAUCUUAGGCCUAGCUAUCUUGGUCUUAUCAAUAGCUGGUCUAGUCGGUGCAUGUUGUGACGUGGCUUGGGUCUUGUGGGUGUACCUCUUCUUCAUGGUCUUCAUCAUAGUCGCGCUCAUGGGUUUGACCCUGUUUGGAUUCAUAGUGACUAGCCAUGGUGGUGGUGUGGGUGUGGAUGGUAGGAUUUAUAAAGAGUUUAAGCUUGAAUCAUAUCACCCUUGGCUUAAGACAAGAGUGAUAGAUACUAAUUAUUGGGUUACUAUAAAGACUUGUCUCUUAGGCUCAGUCACUUGUACCAAGCUCGCUCUUUGGACUCCUCUUGAUUAUCUCCAAAAGGACUUAUCUCCUCUUCAGUCUGGAUGCUGCAAACCACCGACGUCGUGCGUUUACAACACGGACACGCCGAUACAACAAGACCCUGAUUGUUACCGGUGGAACAACGCUGCGACGGUGCUCUGUUAUGACUGUGACUCGUGCAGAGCUGGCGUGUUAGAGACCGUACGACGAGAUUGGCACAAACUCUCACUAGUGAACGUCAUUGUUGUUGUUUUUCUCAUCGCUGUUUACUGCAUUGGCUGCUGCGCGUUCAAAAACGCCAGGCGCCCUCAACAUUACGGCUUCCCUUACGGACGUUACGGCAUGUCCAAAUCUCGACCCGGAUGGGAACAGUCUUGGUCGAGAUGGUGGCAUGGAAGAGACAGGCAACAAAACAUCACGGGAACGUACACGAAUUUGCGUUAGGCGGAAUGAAAAUGGUGGACAUAAAAUUAACUUUGUCACAUGCUUCGCCAUACAUCCUGCCCAUCCCUUGUGGGAGUUCCUUUUUUAUUACAUUUCAAACCCUAUAACAUAUACUAUGAACACUGAACACGCAAGAAAUUUGUGCAAUAUGUUUGCAGGAACAACAAACAAAUUUAUUAUAAUGUAGUAACUAAUAUAACUGAAAUAAGUUUAUGACACACUAA
Messenger RNA from Camelina sativa (false flax), 1224 nucleotides. Its product is annotated as tetraspanin-5. Lineage: Eukaryota; Viridiplantae; Streptophyta; Magnoliopsida; Brassicales; Brassicaceae. The record is from RefSeq and is a predicted model, not a curated record. Gene Ontology annotation, biological process: auxin-activated signaling pathway. Gene Ontology annotation, cellular component: membrane.